Molecule: messenger RNA, 1326 nt
Organism: Cooperia oncophora
Lineage: Eukaryota; Metazoa; Nematoda; Chromadorea; Rhabditida; Trichostrongylidae
Source: the annotation of a GenBank genome assembly
AUGUGCUUCACAGUUGUUGCUUUAGGCUGUUUGGGUGACUGUUGGUUGCUCUCUGCGAUGGCAUUAAUAGCGGAAAGGCCGGAUGUUUUGGAGCAUAUUCUACUAACGAAAGAAUAUUCUCAUUUUGGUGUGUAUCAAGUGAGACUUUGCAUCGAUGGGCAGUGGAAGAUAGUUCUGGUAGAUGAUUUCUUCCCUUGUAGAGUUGAAACGAAAUCAAUAGCCUUUGCUGAUGGAAGGAAAAACCAGCUUUGGGUACCACUAAUCGAGAAGGCGUUGGCAAAACAGCUUGGUAGUUACGCUCGAUUACGCGCUGGUAGAACCAUCGAAGGCCUGGCUACUCUGACAGGUGCACCGGUCGAAAUGGUUUCGCUGGAAGACGAUACGGACAAGGAUGUUAGAUGGGCGAGAAUCUUGAGUGCAAGAGAAGCCGGUUUCAUAAUGGGCUGCAGUUGUGGUGCAGGGAAACGACAUGUAGAUCCUAGAGCCUUUGAAAGAAAUGGCUGCUUCGACUUCGAAAUCCAUGGGGCUCGUUUGUGUGGAAUGGAAAAUGGAGUAAUAAAUGGUCAGGUUGGCCCAAAGCAGAAGUUGCUGUCAGGAGAGCCUUCAACAGGAACUUUCUGGAUAAGCUAUGACGAUUUUCUCAGCCAUUUUGAUGCAAUCGAUAUUGCGAAGAUAAGAUGGUAUCAAGGCUGGAGAGAGCUGCGCAUUCCGAUGCAGUUUGGUGGGGAUUUCGUUGACUCCGACAGAGCCGUUCGUAUGCUGAUUGAAGAGCCAACUGAAGUUUGUUUCACGUUGUUUCAAACUGGAGCUCGCAGGGCGCAAGAUCUGGUAGAUAUACUCGUGUGCUUACAUGUGGUGUCUCCGGCUGGCACUAUUGGAGAGCUUGCUUAUCGGUCUGCUCGUAAAUUGGAGCCUUUUGUUAGCACAGGCGACGUUUUCCUACGCCCGGGACACUACGUUGUUAUUUGUCAUAGCUUCUCAACGUUAGGGACGAGAAAAAUUCAAGGCAAUCUGGCGAUUCACAGUUCUAAGCCGAUCUUCGCUGACAUGCUUCCAUGUCCGGCAUCCAUGUUUACUGACUCCUUAGUGCAACUGGUUUUGAAGGAGGGAAGAAUUCACAAGUCCCUGCCAGGAGUGUUCCCUCGAUAUGUCAACGAAAACUUUUCGGGACUACUGCUGAUGAUAGAUAAUGUUCUGGAGGAUAUGUGGGUCCAUGCGAUGGUACAGUGUUCAAACUCUACUAAUUUGCUUUCCUCUCGUGGUGCACUAGAUGUCGCUGAUUCCAUUCCUCCACUCAGUCGUCAGGUAUUUGACUUUCUUUUAUGA